ACUGGGCACAGGUGGGCAGAGUUAGUGGGCGCACUGCUGGGCACAGGUCGGCGGAACGUGUGGGUGGCACUGCUGGGCACCGAUCAUCAGGGCACUGAUCAUCAGUGCCCUGAUGAUCGGUGCCGAUCCCUGCUCUAACAACUGCCGGUUCUCGGCACGUGAGGAAAGUACUGCCAAUAACUGGCAAUUGUCAGAGGACAGUGCCCUGAUGAUAAGUGCCACCCACCAGUGCCGCCCACCUGUUCCCAGCAGUGCCGCCCAGAAGUGCCCAGCAAUGCUACCCACCUGUGCUCAGCAGUGCCAC
This is a messenger RNA of Staurois parvus, 304 nucleotides long. The record is from the annotation of a GenBank genome assembly. Lineage: Eukaryota; Metazoa; Chordata; Amphibia; Anura; Ranidae.